AAGGACAGUAACAUCUUAGGCACAAGUUCCUUAUCUUUUACUUGGUAGGAUCUUCAUCCAAGCUCAACCCUCUCUGUCUUCAACUCAAUUUCUUCUCCUUCACUCUGCUCAGUGCUGCUGUCUCCUUCAUAAUUCAUAUGGCUGCCACACUCACACUUCUAAAGCUUCCAAUUCUUCCCAGCAAACCAAAACUGCCACGCCCCUCAACAACAAAAACUGUUCCAUUUCCUUCCAUCCAUUUAAACUCAAACUCAUCUUCUCCUAACACACACAAUUCUUCCUUCUUAGAUCAGAACAUCGAGCCUCUGAAGCCUGUUUUUCUUUCUCUCUCUGCAAUCACAUUUCCGUUCUUAUUGGAUUGCAAGGAUGCACUUGCUGUGGGAGGAGAGUUUGGGAUAUUGGAAGGAAGAUCGUUUGCUCUGGUACACCCCAUUGUGAUGGGUGCUUUUUUCUUCUAUACAUUGUGGGCAGGGUAUUUGGGGUGGCAAUGGCGGCGAGUAAGGACUAUCCAGAAUGAUAUCAAUGAACUCAAGAAUCAAGUCAAACCUACCCCAGUCACCCCAGAUGGAGAACCGUCACCAUCACCAUCACCAUCGCCAGUUGAACUCCAAAUACAGCAACUCACUGAGGAAAGGAAAGAGCUGAUCAAAGGUUCCUACAAAGAUAGACACUUUAACGCAGGAUCCAUACUUCUAGGAUUUGGGGUGCUUGAGUCUAUUGGUGGAGGAGUGAACACAUGGUUUAGGACAGGAAAGCUGUUUCCCGGUCCACAUUUAUUUGCUGGAGCAGGUAUUACAGUUUUAUGGGCACUUGCAGCAGCCCUGGUACCAUCAAUGCAAAAAGGAAAUGAAACAGCCAGAAAUCUUCACAUCGCGCUGAAUGCUUUAAACGUUCUGCUCUUUGUGUGGCAGAUUCCCACAGGAAUUGAUAUUGUGUUCAAGGUGUUUGAGUUCACAACAUGGCCUUGAGUGUAAGAUUCUGAGGUCUGACUUCUCUGCUAUCUUACUUUCAAUUUAGCUUUCUGCCAUUACAAACAACGCAAAUUUUGACAUUUUCGACUUUCCUUUAUACCAUGAUCAAGUGUCAUACAAUCAUUGUAUAAUUGCUUUAUUACACCAUUCUUUAGUGUAAAUUGACAUAUGUAUAACUUCUUACAGUCGCAUUAUUACUUAAUUUAUUGAGUAGUGCUUGCACUGUUAUAUC
Vigna radiata var. radiata (mung bean) is the source of this 1203-nucleotide messenger RNA. RefSeq lists its product as uncharacterized. Gene Ontology annotation, cellular component: chloroplast thylakoid. The record is from RefSeq and is a predicted model, not a curated record. NCBI's taxonomy places the organism in Eukaryota, Viridiplantae, Streptophyta, Magnoliopsida, Fabales, Fabaceae. The coding region runs from base 138 to 968 and encodes 276 amino acids. The transcript has 4 exons.